AAUAGUACAUAACGUAGCAUAUCUAAAGUAUACAUAACCCAUGAAGCAAUAUUGCGGACACAUUUGCUCCUGUGUGUUUGGGGUCGCUUUAGUUCGUUGGAAUACACGUGCUGUUUUCACUUAGAUAUAUCAAAAUGGCAGAAAGCGAUAAAAACAAGAAGAAAAGCAAAAAGAAGUCUCUUGGAGAGAUUCAAGCAACAAUGAAAUGUCAACUUGAACCUUCAAAUGAGAUUGUAAAACUGGAAUAUAAAGAUUGGCCUCUUUUAUUUAAAAAUUUUGAUAAAAUGCUUACUCGUACAAAACAUUUUACACCCUUAACUAGUGGCUCAACACCAUUACAUCGUACUUUAUCUGAAUAUAUAAAAUCUGGGUGUAUUAAUCUUGACAAACCAUGUAAUCCAUCAUCACAUGAAGUUGUUGCAUGGAUAAAAAGAAUUUUAAAAGUAGAAAAAACUGGUCACUCUGGUACUCUAGAUCCAAAAGUAUCUGGCUGCUUAAUAGUAUGUAUUGAUAGAGCAACUAGAUUAGCUAAAUCACAGCAAUCUGCUGGAAAAGAAUAUAUUGCAGUUUUUAAAUUACAUUCUGCUCCAGAGAGUCUUCAGAAGGUAAGUCAAGCAUUAGAAAAAUUACGUGGUGCACUAUUUCAACGACCUCCACUUAUAUCUGCAGUGAAGCGUCAGCUUCGUGUCAGAACAGUUUAUGACAGUUGGUUUAUUGACUAUGAUGAAGAACGUAAUAUGGGAGUGUUCAGAGUUAGUUGUGAGGCUGGUUCAUAUAUUAGAACUAUUUGUGUUCACCUUGGCCUCUUCUUAGGCACUGGUUGUCAAAUGCAAGAAUUACGUAGAAAUCGUUCAGGUGUUCAAUCUGAAAAUGAUGGAAUGGUUACUAUGCAUGAUAUACUUGAUGCUCAAUGGUUAUAUGAAAAUCAUGGAGAUGAGUCUUAUUUGAGAAGAGUAAUUAAGCCACUAGAAGCUCUUCUAGUAAAUCAUAAAAGAAUUAUUGUAAAAGAUAGCGCAGUAAAUGCUAUUUGUUAUGGAGCUAAAAUUAUGUUACCUGGUAUUUUAAUGUAUGACGAUGGCAUAGAACUAAAUCAAGAAAUUGUAAUAGUGACUACAAAAGGUGAAGCUAUAGCACUUGCUAUAGCUUUAAUGACAUCUCCUACAAUGACAGCUUGUGAUCAUGGUGUAGCUGCUAAAAUUAAAAGAGUAAUCAUGGAAAGAGAUGCAUAUCCAAGAAAAUGGGGUUUGGGACCAAAAGCUUCCAUAAAAAAACGUAUGAUAAUCGAGGGAAAAUUAGAUAAAUAUGGAAAACCGAAUGAAAACACACCUGCAGACUGGUUAGCAAAUUAUCCAGAUUACUCUACACCUACAAUUAAAACUGAGGCAAAUGGAGAUACCGAUCCUGCAUCUAAAAAACGAAAAUGGGAAGAAACAGUUUCAGAACCUACAGACGAAGUUACUAUAAAAGAAGAGAAGGUUGAAGAUUUAGAAUUGACAUCACCAAAAGAAAAAAAGAAAGAUAAAAAGGAAAAGAAAAAGAAAAGAAAAAAGGAAAAAGUAGAAUCAGAAGCUGAUGAACCCAUGGUUACAGAAGGUGCAACUGAGGAAUCGCCAGCAAAGGAAGAAAAAAAGAAGAAGAAAAAGAAGAAAGAUAAAGAUCAAGAUCAAGAAGUAACAGUUUCAAGUUGAAAUAAUUUUUUAAAUAUGUCCUUAUUAAAAUAUAAGUACCAUAAUUUUUUAUAAGUACGAGAGAAACGUUAUAAUACGUCAUAAAAAGGAAUAUAAGUUUCUUAUACAAAGAUAAUUUUCAAAAAAUGUAUACAUAUUUUACAACGUCCAGAUUGUAAAAAGAAUAUCCAUCUUCUGCAAUAUAUAUAAUAUAUAUAUAUAUACAUAUACAGAUGCAUAGAUGUAAUUCAAUUUAUUAUUAAAUUGAAAAAAUAUUUUAUAUGUUCUCUAAACUUGUACAGAUCGUGAUUCAAGUCAGUUACAUUUAGUAAUCUUUUAGAUUAUAUUAAAGAAUUCAGUAAUAUUACAUUAUUAAUAAGAAUAAACGAAUUUCAUUGUUAGUCAAGUAUUAUAAAUUUUACAAAUAAUAAAAAUGUAUAUUGAUACGAUAUUUAGUAUCAGUAAAUGUACAUAGAAUAAGUGAAUUACAUUUGCAAAGUAUCGAGAUAUAUUUUGCAAGUAUAAAAAGAUCCAUUAUGAUUUAUCUACUAUAAUAGCAUUUUUUACGUUAUACAUUUCAUAUCGUGCACUAAUGCGCAAUAUUUACAUUUUUUAUUAUGAAGUGCAUUUUCGUUUAUUAUUUCGGUCCUAUUCAGAUGUUUAUAUAUAACAUAUUUUAUCAUACUUUAUCAAAAAGCAAUAGAUUAUAUGUAAUAUCCGAGUGGCUGUCAUACAUUUUGAAUAAUAGUGUAAAAAUCUACUUGUCUAUUGUUAGCAUUUUUUAAUACAAAAAUAAGCAGUA
Molecule: messenger RNA, 2469 nt
Organism: Bombus impatiens (common eastern bumble bee)
Lineage: Eukaryota; Metazoa; Arthropoda; Insecta; Hymenoptera; Apidae
Gene: Nop60B
Product: H/ACA ribonucleoprotein complex subunit 4
Exons: 8
Coding region: 135-1688 (517 amino acids)
Biological process (GO): box H/ACA sno(s)RNA 3'-end processing; mRNA pseudouridine synthesis; rRNA pseudouridine synthesis
Cellular component (GO): box H/ACA snoRNP complex
Molecular function (GO): pseudouridine synthase activity; RNA binding
Source: RefSeq, a predicted model, not a curated record